Messenger RNA from Caretta caretta (loggerhead turtle), 2062 nucleotides. RefSeq lists its product as uncharacterized. Gene Ontology annotation, cellular component: SCF ubiquitin ligase complex. NCBI's taxonomy places the organism in Eukaryota, Metazoa, Chordata, Testudines, Cheloniidae. Gene Ontology annotation, molecular function: protein binding. The record is from RefSeq and is a predicted model, not a curated record. Gene Ontology annotation, biological process: SCF-dependent proteasomal ubiquitin-dependent protein catabolic process.
GCCAUGGCCGAAGGGAUGUUCCCAGAGGCCGAGGAGCUGCGGCUGGCGCUGAGCUCCCCUGCGCGCAGGGUGGUGCCAGGGAAACCUGGGGUCCAUGGCCUUUGGGAGUCGACCUCCCCACCGCACCAUCGCUGGGGCCAGGGACAGCGGCUGACACUAGAGGAUCCGGAGCAAGAGCCCGCAGCACCCACUGGGUGCAGCCCACUGGAUGAGGAGCUGUCCCCUCCAGGCUCAGGGCUGGCUCCUUUGCUGCUGUCUCCAAGCCGGGGCCCGGUGGAGCCGCAGCACCAGUGGCCAGCAGAGGGCAACAGGCUCAGGGCUGCAGACGAUGGGCGUGGUGUGGGCCCCUCGGACCUGCCGGGCGCCGUGGCUCAGGCAGCGGAGCAGCGCUUCCACCGUGCCUUGCGGGGCCAAGAGGAGCCGGCCCCACCCGCAGGGCACAGGAAACCCCCCCCGCCUCUCCCAUGUGCCUUCGCUCUCUAGCAUGGCCCUGCGGGCAGCCGUGGCUCUGCUGACAGCACCCCGAAAACAGUACUGCAGCGGCCUGGCCUCCCUGACACCCCCGCUGGCCGAGCGCCUCCUGGCCCACAUGAUCCGCCACCGGCUGCUGCGCCCCAAGACCCUGGAGCUCUUCUUCGGCUGCCCCAUACAGAGCCUGGUCCUCAGCUGCUACCCCUACGCCACCAACGAGCUGCUGCGCCAGGUGCAGGCCUUUCAGAGCCUCCGGCACCUCAGCCUGGUCUCCUGCCCCCUGCUCACCGACCAGGGCCUAUCCGUGGUGAGGCACCUGCGGAGACUUCAGCACCUCAACCUGUCAGCCUGUGUCAAGCUCACGGACACCUGCCUGCGCUUCCUUAAAGGGCUCCCGCACCUCUCGCACCUGGCUCUGGACCAGACCAAAAUCAGUGAUAGCGGCAUGGCGGAUUUCCUGCACUCGGCUCCCUCCGCACUCACCCACCUGAGCCUUAACAGGACGGGGAUCACAGACCGCACGCUGCGUCUGCUGCCCCAGUACGCACCUGGCCUGGUGCUGCUCAGCCUCAAGCAGACCGAGAUCUUGGAUUUCUCUGCCCUGCAGCAGCUGAGCCGGCUGCACACGCUGCACCUGGAUGACACCCGCGUGAGCCAAGCCUCCCUGGCGGCCCUGGCCUCCCACCCUGCCCUCUCCACGCUCACCCUGUCUGGAGUGCAGUCCGUGGAUGGUGACCAGGCCCUGCAGCUGGUCUCAGGCCUGCCACUGGCCCAGCUGAGCCUGCCAUGCCGGCACACAGUCACCGACUCCGGCCUGCACUUCCUGUGCCGCCUGGAGGGGCUGCUGGAGCUGGACCUGACCGAUUUCACCCACAUCACUGACGAGGGGCUGCGCCAUCUGCCCCAGCUGCACAGGCUGCGGCGGCUCUCGCUCUGCAACACUCUGGUGACUGACUGCGGGCUGCAGCACCUGCAAGGCCUGCGGCACCUCGAGGAGCUGUGCCUGGAUCGGACCGCUGUCUCCAGCGCAGGCGUGGCCCGCUGCAUCACCCGGCUGCCCCUCCUGCAGGUGCUGGGCCUGGCGAGCACGCCCGUGGGAGACAGCGUGGUGAGGAUGGGUGUCAGCCGCUGCAAGCAGCUCCUCAAGGUGAACCUGAGCCGCACCCGCGUCACCGACCGAGGGCUGCGCUUCCUCCGCCAAGUGCCCAUCGCUCAGGUGAACCUGGAUGGCUCUGGGGUGACGGCGGCCGGCGUGGCCAGCCUCCUGGCUGCCUGCCCCAGCAUCGUCAGCAUCCGGGCCAGCCACCUGCAGACGCUGUCCCCCGAGCAGCUGUCAGACGAGGAGCUCCCCAGUUAGGCCUGGCGCCGCCCUCCUAUGGUCCUGCCUGCGCGGCUCGCCUGGGGGCCCCUCCCCAUCGCAGCCCCGGGGCCGGCCUGCCUGCUCUGCAGGGCUCAGCACCCCAGCCUGGUGGGGGGGCGCGGGGCUGCCAGGCUCGGGCAGGCUCCUCCCACAGCACCGUGGGUGCACGGCGUCCUGCCACAGGCUGUGUGGGCCAGUUUGGGGGCUUGUUGAAUAAAGCAGUAUCCUCUG